AUGGGACAACAAAACAUUAUGAGCUUCUUCUCCCUGAAGAAUGAUGGGAAAGCAACUGAGAGCCUCAAAAGACGAAGGCAAGAAAGCGAUGAUGGGCCAGUCAAGAUCCAAAGAACUGGACAGAGUCUGCUGAAGGAGCUCCACGAAAAGGAGCCUGAAGCUUCUGCUUCUGAUGGAUCGAAUAAUGAGACUACUCAGAAGGACGAUGAUGGAGCUCCGAAGGGUACAAUUGUUGAGGAAGCGUCCAAGCUUGUCAAAUUGGCAGAGAAGGAGCAUGUGCAUAAGGACCUUGGAAAAGGUGACAAAUUCCCUUACUCAAAGAUUACAAAAAUGCUCGAGAAGAUUGAGCAGGAGUCUUCUAGGUUGCAAAUGACCGCCCAAGUCUCUAAUUUCUUCCUAGAAGCCUUGGAGAAGUAUGGCCUGCCUGACAAACUUGUCACAAUUGUAUACUUAUUCAUCAACCGUUUAGGCCCGGACUAUGAGCCCGAUCUUGAGUUGGGCUUGGGUGAAUUUAUUUUGAUCAAGGCAAUCAGCUCCUGUUAUGGAAGAGCCCUGGCGCAAAUCAAAAAAGAUUACGAUGCAACCGGUGAUCUUGGCCUUGUUGCUCAGAAGUCACGUUCUGGUCAGCCUCCAAUGUUCAAACCGCCUCCUCUUGAUAUUGACUCCGUUUUUGAAAACCUCACAAAGAUCGCCAAAACGACAGGAAAGGAUUCACAGGGCAAGAAAAUUAACAUCAUCAACAAGAUGUUAGCAGCUUGCGAUUUGAACAGUUUCGAAGCCAAAUUUCUUAUAAGAUCGCUUGAAGGCAAAUUGAGAAUUGGCCUCGCAGAGAAGACUGUUAUCGUGGCCUUAGCGCAAGCUUUUCUUAAUUACGAAAGCAAGGGCAAACGUGUCUCCCCAAAUACAUUGGCCGAGGCUGAGAAUAUAAUGAAGGAGGCAUUCUCUCGUAUACCAAAUUAUGAGGUUAUAAUACGAAAGAGUUUUGAGCAUGGUGUCAUGAACUUACUCGAUCAUUGCAGUUUGACGCCCGGCAUACCGUUGAAACCAAUGUUGGCUAAACCAACGAAAUCUGUCGGUGAGGUUUUGGAUAGAUUUCAAGGAGAAGAUUUCACUUGUGAAUACAAGUACGACGGUGAACGAGCACAGGUUCAUCUUUUAGAAGAUGGAACUGUUCGGAUUUACUCUCGUAAUUCCGAGGACAUGUCUCAAAGAUACCCAGACUUAAUUGCUAUUACUAAAGACCUUAUCAAAAAGACUGACGACGACCUGACUUCCGACACGCCAAAAUCACUCAUUCUUGAUUGUGAAGCGGUUGCAUGGGAUCGAGAAGCGAAAAAGAUUCUUCUGUUCCAAACACUCUCAACCAGAAAGAGAAAAGAUGUCAAUGAGGCUGAUAUCAAGGUUCACAUUUGUCUAUUCGCCUUCGAUUUGUUGUACCACAACGGUGUCUCCCUCAUCACAAAAUCGUUGAGCGAGAGACGUCAAGUGUUAUUCGACAACUUCCAGACAAUUGAGGGAAAAUUCCAGUUUGCAAAUCAUGUGAACUCGUCUAAUACCGAUGAGCUCCAGGCAUACUUGGAGCAGUCCGUAAAAGACUCUUGUGAGGGUUUGAUGGUGAAAAUGCUACAUGGACCCGAAUCAUAUUACGAGCCUUCUAAGCGUUCUAGAAAUUGGCUCAAGCUUAAAAAGGAUUAUCUCGACGGUGUGGGUGAUUCGUUGGACUUGGUUGUAGUGGGCGCCUACCGAGGCAGAGGAAAGAGGACCGGUGGUUACGGUGGAUUCCUUUUAGCGUGCUACAACGACGACACUGGCGAGUAUGAAACGGCUUGCAAGAUUGGUACAGGCUUCUCAGAAGAAGUAUUAGCAUCUUUGAGUACUAAACUUAAAAGCACUGAGAUUGAAAAGCCGAAGGCUUAUUAUACCUAUGACACAACAACAUCGAGUGCUCUUCCUGAUGUCUGGUUUGAACCCACCACAGUCUUUGAGGUUUUAGUUGCCGAUUUACAGUUAAGUCCCAUUUACAAGGCGGCUCAUUCAGAAUAUGGCAAGGGUAUCAGUAUGAGAUUUCCUCGAUUACUUCGUGUCAGAGAUGACAAGGGAGUCGAAGAUGCUACUACUUCAACUCAAGUGGCUGAAUUUUAUGAGAGUCAAGCUAAUGUGAAUUAA
Molecule: messenger RNA, 2166 nt
Organism: Candidozyma duobushaemuli
Lineage: Eukaryota; Fungi; Ascomycota; Pichiomycetes; Serinales; Metschnikowiaceae
Product: DNA ligase (ATP)
Exons: 1
Coding region: 1-2166 (721 amino acids)
Biological process (GO): DNA biosynthetic process; DNA recombination; DNA repair
Cellular component (GO): nucleus; mitochondrion
Molecular function (GO): DNA ligase (ATP) activity; DNA binding; ATP binding
Source: RefSeq, a predicted model, not a curated record